Molecule: messenger RNA, 1613 nt
Organism: Patiria miniata (bat star)
Lineage: Eukaryota; Metazoa; Echinodermata; Asteroidea; Valvatida; Asterinidae
Gene: gpalpp1
Product: GPALPP motifs-containing protein 1-like
Exons: 5
Coding region: 159-1334 (391 amino acids)
Source: RefSeq, a predicted model, not a curated record
UAAGUCUCUCAUGCAUGCAUCCUGCGACACUAUGACGUGGCCAAUCGUGAACGACGACUCAUUUAGCGUUCUCAACAACAUGGCAGCGCCCUGGCGAAGCUAAAUUUAGCAGGAAGAGUAUCGACGGUCACGGUGUUUUAAAAGGUUGGCGGUCAACAAUGGCCGAGUCUGACUCGUCGGAUUGUGAUAUAGGCCCUGCACUGCCUCCACACAUGAGGGCAGCGGGCAGAAAUGACAGAGCCACUGGUCCAAAGCAGAGCAGAGAGGACCCGGAUGAUGCCAUCGGUCCUGCUCUGCCUCCUCAUCUAAGGAGAUCACAAAACUCUGAGGACCCAACAUCAACAACUGAAGACACUAUAGGCCCAGCACUCCCACCAGCACCAGCAAUGAAAAAAUGCGAUGGGAGAACAAGUGAAUCAUCUGGUCAGCUAGGGCCAGCUUUACCUCCUCAAUUAAUCAAGACAAAGGACUCAAAAACUAGGGAUGAGGAACCCACCAAAGACACCCGCAAUCGGGAGGCAAGUGACGAAGAGGAUGCUGCGUAUGGACCAGCCUUGCCUCCGAGUUUUACGUCCUCCAAAGACCCUUCAGAUGAUCAGCGGACAGGUGCACUUGGUCCUGCCCUGCCUCCCGGAUUCCGGAAAGUGACUACUGAAGAUGAAAGUGAUGAUAGCAGUGAUUCGGAGGGCGAGAGUUCGGAUGAGGAACUGAUCGGUCCGAUGCUGCCAACUGCGGGUGACUCCUUACGUCAGCGGACAGUUGCUGAGGAGUUGGAGGCCAGGGCUGCGGCCAUGAAGGACAAGCUCACAAGAAAGGUUGAAGAGGUGGCCCCUUCCAGAGAUUCCUGGAUGACUGAACUCCCGGAAUUCUCCAAAAACUUUGGCCUGGGCACUCGGACAUUCCGCAAGAACGCGCGACCAGAUGAAAAGGACCGGUCAGGAUGGACAGACACCCCAGCAGACAGGGCCAGGAAGCAGCAGGAGAGAAUGGAGAAGGCAGCAGCUGAGAUGCGAGCUCCAUCCUCCUCCAAGGAGAAAAAGAAGAAGGAGAGGCGAGAGGAGAAGCAGUUAUCGGAGAGAGACAAGAGACUAGCCAAGGAGGUAGCCCAGCACAACCAGGCCGCACGGCCGGAGUCCCUCAUGGACAUGCACUCCAAAAGCAGAAAGCGCAAGUUGAAGGAGGAAGGAAUGACCGAGCAAGAGCGACGACCCUUUGACCGAGAGACGGACCUACAGGUCAACCGAUUUGACGAGGCCAGGCGGAAACAACUCUUGAAGAAGUCAGCCCAUCUUGGAGAUAAGUUCUCCCAUGGCAGUGAGAAGACGUACCUCUAGCAGAAAUGAGGUUAUUUUUUUAGGGGGCAGGGGGAGGAGAGGGCAUUGGGGAUUCAUUGCUGGUCUCUGUAUCACCUGGUCCAUCUUAACUUUGAGAACUUUUUUAUUUCUGCUGCUGAAGGAAUAGUCUAUGGAAUAUCCCCUUGCACAGCAAGAGUCUGUGAUAGGCGAGCAGAUUCGGCAAUGAAUUAUGCAACUAGACUGUAUCUUGACCUCGAGAUUCUGACCAUUCAGCGGGUGCCUUCUUUAUCGGGUCUUCGGAAACCCAUUUUGAAAGCC